UGUAAAUAAAGUGCUGUUCUUCUUAUCGAGCAAUAAUAAAAUUUAUUUGAAUCUCACGAGUAUGAGCACUUAAUUACUAUCUUCUUCUCUUCGAAAAUGAGACAGCAAUUUAGCGUGGAAAUCAAGUGCUCUUCGAGAAAUAAGUCUUUAGUGUAAGUUUAGUCGUGAAAUGGAUGAGAAGGAACUUGACAACGUGCUGCAACAAACAAAUGACAAUAAAAAAUGGUAUCAAAAGAUAUCAGUGGAACCGACAAUGUUCCUGUACAUGAUGGCAUUUAUGCUGACGUCUGUGGUUGAGAAUGUCUUUUUUGUGUAUAAAUCAUGCACUGUCAAUCACGGAUAUUCGCAUGAAAUUUGUAUAAAUAUUGAAAAGUACAAUGAGACAAAAGCGGAAGUCCAACAAACGACAACAAAGUUCCUGCAGUAUAACUCAAUUGCUGGUCAAAUUAUUCCCAUCAUGCUUGCGCUUUUUAUUGGUUCAUUUUCGGAUAGAAGAGGACGCAAGUUACCGCUCGUCAUGGGGUUAAUUGGAAAGUUCGUUUAUUCAUCAAUGAUUGUUGUCAAUAGCUUGAUGACAACCUGGCCUGUUGAGUACAUAAUAUAUACAGCAACAAUUCCAAGCGCAAUGACUGGUGCAGACGUAGCUAUUUUCGCGAGUGCAUUCACAUACAUCGCUGAUAUAAGCACACAAAAUGAUCGUACAAUGAGAAUAACAAUUUUGGAUGUCGUUUAUCUAUCUACAAUGCCUUCGGGAGUCUUCAUCGGCAAAUAUCUUUACAACCACUUGAGCAAAUCCUUUACUAAAAUGUUUAUAAUCAAUGCGUCGCUUCUAUUCUUAUCUAUAUUGUAUUCACUCAUCAUGUUAGACUGGCAGACAACGCAAAAGCAACGACCUUUAACAGAAAUUCCCAAACGACAAUGGCUUACAGAUUUCUUUGAUAAGAAGCACUUCCAACAGUCAAUAAGGUCAUUGACAAAGAAAAGAGAUUUUAAUUACCGAACUUAUCUAAUUUUGAUGAUGGUUUCUAUGGGACUUUAUGCUAUACAGCGUGAUGAAAAGAGAUACUUGUUCCUAUUUGCACAGUACAAACUUAAUUGGACGACCGAUGUUUACAGUGAUUUUAGAACGUUCCAGUCUGCUUCAUAUGUUUUAGUCAUGCUGAUUGCUGUUCCUAUUUUUAACAAAGUUCUCAAAUGGAAAGACACAAUAAUUGUUGCGAUUGGAGCUUGUGGACAUGCUUUUGGACGAAUGUUUUUUGUUUUUGCACCAAGCACUGCUUUUAUGUAUGCCGGUGCAACUGUUGCUAGUUUUGGCCCCAUCGUCGCACCAGCCCUCCGUUCAAUUACAUCAAAAUUAAUUCCAAGUGAUGAGCGAGGCACAGUCUUUGCCUUACUCUCCGUUUGUGAUAAUGCCAUGCCACUAAUUUCAGGGAUCUUUUAUUCUCAAAUUUAUUUAGCCACUAUGAAAACAUAUCCUGCAGCUAUUUUUUGGCUAACGAUAUCCUCACAAGUAUUAGUAUUCUCCUGCAUAAUGUUUAUCCAUUUCAACAGACGAAAGAGGGAGCACGAUGAACAAAAGAAGCUCAAUGAUGAUGCUUUAAUUGAGCAGUCACCAGAUAAUGCAGAGAGUUUAGAUAGUAAAUAGUCUAGAACUUAAUUUUUUACUAAGGUUGUCUAAAAUCUGUAGCGAUUCAUGCAAUUUCUAAAAUAACAGUUUUUUAAAAUUCAAAAAAUAUGUUUUCAGAACCUCACAACAAUAGAAAAUUUUUCCAAAACUUUACAAUUGCAAAAUUUUAACUGAAUUUGUAGGGGUUUAUACAGAAAAC
Molecule: messenger RNA, 1826 nt
Organism: Chironomus riparius
Lineage: Eukaryota; Metazoa; Arthropoda; Insecta; Diptera; Chironomidae
Source: the annotation of a GenBank genome assembly